Molecule: messenger RNA, 902 nt
Organism: Trematosphaeria pertusa
Lineage: Eukaryota; Fungi; Ascomycota; Dothideomycetes; Pleosporales; Trematosphaeriaceae
Exons: 1
Coding region: 114-563 (149 amino acids)
Source: RefSeq, a predicted model, not a curated record
GUCAAUAGUAUAUCACGCCUAUCUCACCACUUUCGUCACCUUCUCGGACUUAUUCGGCAUUCCUCUCGCAGUCUGGCCGAAGCGUGAGCAACACGAGUGGAUUCUCCGCGACAAUGAUCACCGACAGUGGAAGCCAUGGAUCAGAACUGCGCCUGUGCGAGUUGGCCAAGCUCAUACGUCAGUCACUGCGGAACGGCGUUUCAUUGUUCCUCCACAAUAGUCUUGCGGGACCGCAGCUUGCACGGAGGAAGAACUUGGGCAGGGAUGUACUGCAGGCCAGUCACAACAGGACGCUGAAGCAAUCCACACUGUCCACCUUUCGUCACGUCAACCGCGCAAAUGGGCCAUCAAGAAGCCCAGCGAUUUCCGAGAGCUUCGAAGGCAUCGGUUCAAUCGCGAUCUUUCUUAGCGCGCGGUUUGCUGGACGGGAUCGAGGACUUCGCGGACCUGAUGGAGAGGUGGAUUGGCGGCCUUUGAAGGAGGAUGCUAUGUUGAAGGAUGGGAGGGAAGAUAUGAAGAUAUGGAGAAGGUGUGGAGAAGUUGCGAGGAUAUGGAGAGGAUAGAGGAGAAGCGGGAGCCGCAACCUGGGAUGAAAGACCCGGAUCUUUCGUAGGGGGUGAGGAUGGCUGCGCUGGAGAGGAUUAGCGUUGAAAAGGCUUGUGGGGUUACGAUUGCGGUGAAGAGCAAGUGGGAGAGAGGGUCUUUACACUGGACACGAAAGUCGUUGAAGAGGAGAUAAGAGCGAGGAUCUAGGAGGCGUUUAGUGGUUACUGAAAUUGUCGCAUUCAUUUGUCGACAUGUGGACCAUUCUUAACAAAUGUCGCCAAAGUCGCCUAGUCAUAAGCCUUUGAAACUCUAGAAUACAACCCUUCUUCAAAGUGUCGCAUGUAUCUCAUCCUCGG